Molecule: messenger RNA, 1116 nt
Organism: Maylandia zebra (zebra mbuna)
Lineage: Eukaryota; Metazoa; Chordata; Actinopteri; Cichliformes; Cichlidae
Source: RefSeq, a predicted model, not a curated record
CCGGUCCGCGUCUUUUAUAUGUCCUUAGUGUCUAACGAGUCAUAAUGUGAUUUAAACCAUUCGUACCCUUCAGAAACCAUGGACUGUGUCGCUUGUCAAAGUGGUGUUUUCUUUUGCACAGCCCAUAUUAGCACAAACGGCUGUACAAACUGUGCUUAGCUAGUAAUCUGUCAGUCGUAAUUAAAAAGCGAUGUGCUGUAGUUCUACUCUCAGCUAGCAUUGCGUCAUUUGCAUUUCUUUAACACAUGCGAGACAGGCUGGAAUGGUUGCAUUUCGAUGGAGACGCUGCCAAAAACACUCGCAGCUGAUGCUACGCGGGAAACGGAAUCUUAUCCACCACCACCACCAACCUGUGGACCGGUGCCUGACAGUCUGUCUCUGCCAUCCUACAAAGACUACCCAGCUCACCGACCUUUUAUCAACACACUUGUGCAUCACAGACCUCAAACACACACUCAUCAAUCAUAUGUUCCAUCAUCACCCAUCAAAGCCUUCCCUGAGACCAACAGUACUGUGAUCUUAUCUGCCUUGAGGAACCUACAAGAAAAGAUCAGGAGGUUGGAGAUGGAAAAAGGACAUGCAGAGCGGAGUCUGCAUGCACUGGGAAAAGAUGCUUCACAAACACUUCUACAGAAUGAAGAUAUUACACCGAGACUCUUAAAUGAUCAAAAAGACCCAGAAAGACAAAGAAGUGCCCAUUCCAACUGCAACCAAGUGCUGAUCAACCACCUUGCUGCCGCAGAGUCUCGCUGUUUGAAGCUGGAGCGACAGCUGGAUCACAUGAGGAGGAUGCUGCGCAAUGCCAGAACAGAGAGGACCAACCUGCUUAAACAGCAGGACAUCCUGCAGAAAGCCAAAUCAGCUGAGUGGCAGUCUGACACAGCAUCACAGUAUGCUCAGUUUGACAAGCUGGAGAGACUUGAGCGGGAGUAUCUCAGACUGACACGUACACAGAACAUUUCCGAGAUGAAGAUCCUUGAGUUGGAGAUGAAACUACAGGAAGAGGAGUACCAAAGAAAGCUCAUCCAAGACAAGGCCAACCAACUACAGACGGGGUUGGACGCCAGUAGGAUCCUGCUGCAGUCUGUGUCACCGUGCCGAUCCGCCAAGAAGCCC